Poecile atricapillus (Black-capped chickadee) is the source of this 6978-nucleotide messenger RNA. Its product is annotated as protocadherin alpha-3-like. Lineage: Eukaryota; Metazoa; Chordata; Aves; Passeriformes; Paridae. Gene Ontology annotation, biological process: homophilic cell-cell adhesion. Gene Ontology annotation, molecular function: calcium ion binding. Gene Ontology annotation, cellular component: plasma membrane. The coding region runs from base 1769 to 4420 and encodes 883 amino acids. The record is from RefSeq and is a predicted model, not a curated record. The transcript has a single exon.
CUAGGCAUGGUGUUGGUAAAAGUCAGUAAUAUGCAGACUGCUGUAUUUUGGCAACUGUCAGGUAUUUGGGCCAUUUCCCACCAGUGUGGGGAUGUCUACUCUGCUCUUCUGAGCUGAGUUUCACUUUGAGAGAAUGUCCUUAGCUUUCAAGCCUCCUUCCUUGCUUCUCCCUGAUAGAAGUGCAAAAGGGACACUGUGCACUGUCCAGUUUCUGCAGAACAUGAGUCACUUCCUUCUGUCAGCUUGCCCAGGAAAACCGAUAAUGUUAACUGAAAAUAUAAUUUUAAACCAAUACUCCCGUCUUCAAAAUAUUUCAUUUUCUGAACAACGCAUCAGUGAUGUUACAGGUAAGUGACUUGCACAAAAAGCAGAUGAAUCUAUCACAAGGGAUCGAUGUACUUUUACUCCUUUUCAGUUGUGGCAUCUUUAUGUUGGAUUGACCAAAUGUUGACUCUAUUGGAUGAGUGCAGCACCACUGUCUGCACUUGUUCUUUUCCUGCUGUUUCCAGGUACAGCCUGAGUGUGUGGCAGCCAGGAGGGAUGGAGGAAGGACCACUAUCCAUUUUGUGGAGUUGCUCUGUUGGGAGUCAAGGGGAUGUUCUGGGUGAAAAUGUCGUGGUGUUAUCUUUAUGGCUUCAGUCUGGCUGCAUGUCAGAUUGCUCAUGCUGAUGAAGCUGAGGCGUUUGGUGGGGACUCAUGGCCCUGGAUACCGAGAUUCUAGGUGUGUUGUUGUGACAGUGCAUGCCUGCCUGAAAGGGAAGACGAGAGCUUGACGUUUAUUGUACAAGUGGAAAAUGAGGCAGAGGAACAGCUCUUCAUUGAGAUAUAAGAAGAGUACUUGAAAAGUGUGGUUGCUUUUUCAGUAUUCUCGAAGAAUUUGGGCUCUUUGUAGUAGCCACGCACGUGCAAGUGUCUGGAGGCUUGAUUGUUGUGGAUUCUGUUGUUAUGUAGGAGAGCUUUUCUCUGCCGUAUAAUGCUAUCUUCACAGAAAGGAGGAGGAGGAAAGGAAAAAGAAUAGAACGGGAAGGCAGACAGGCAGACAGGCAGGAAAGAAGGAAGGAAGGAAGAGCGAGUUUACUGGUAUGUCACAGAUACUGCCACUGUACACAUAAAGGGAGGAGAGCAAGAAAGGAGGACAUAAAAGGAGUGAGAGAAGAGAGACAGAAGAUGCUAUGAAGGAAUGACACAAGGAGGUAAUUAAGAAUAGAAGAUGACAAAGAAAACAACCGCAAAAGAAAUGACAAGUAUGCAACGACCUUACCUUUAAUGGCUGGGAGAAGCUGGUCCUCAAUAGACUCCACCUUGAUUAGAAUAUUCUGCAGUCCAAUGUUACUGCCACGUAAGUCGGGUUUGUGGAUUUAGCUCGGUUUUCCUGCUGUAUGGCUCCGGAGGCUUCUUGCGAGUUGCCAGGAGGGAUAAAGAAGAGGGAACAGUAAAAAAAAAAAUAAAUAAUGCCAAAGUCUAAAAUGAAAGAAGAGAACGGCUGGAAGUGGAAAAGCAUAGGAGAUGACCAUAACGGAGCGGCGGUGCGGGCGCUGUGUGGGAGCGUGUGAGGCGGCGGAGCAGCGCACGGUGUCGCUGCAGGCUCAGGAACGGCGUGUGGGCGGCUCCGCCCCGGUGCGGCGGAGAGCCCGGCUGUGAGCGCGGGGGGGCGGCGCGGGCCGGGCAGCAGAGCCGCUGCGUCCGGGCGGCGGCGGGGAGCCGUGCGGGGCCCGUGCCGGGGCCGGCAGGCAGAGCGGCGGCGGCGGCGGCGGCGGCGGCGGCAGGGAUGGGCGAGCGGCGGUGCGCGUUGGUGCGGGUGCUGGUGCUGCAGGCGGCCUGGGCGGUGUCGGGCGGGCAGGUGCGCUACUCGGUGCCGGAGGAAGCGAAGGCCGGGACGGUGCUGGGCCGUCUGGCGCAGGACCUGGGCCUGGAGGCGGGCGAGGCGGAGGCGCGGCGGCUGCGGCUGGUGGCGCAGGGCCGGCGGGCGAGCGUGGAGGUGAGCGGGGCGAGCGGCGCGCUGGUGCUGAGCUCGCGGCUGGACCGGGAGGAGCUGUGCGGCAAGAGCGCUCCGUGCGCGCUGCGCCUGGAGGUGCUGGUGGAGCGGCCGCUGCGCGUGUUCCAUGUGGAGCUGGAGGUCACCGACAUCAACGACAAUGCCCCCGUCUUCCCCGCAGCCCGAAAAAACCUCAGUUUAUCGGAGAACUCCCCUCCUGGGUUCCGUUUCCCUCUGGAGGGCGCAUCGGAUGCGGAUAUUGGAGCGAACGCUCAGCUCACCUAUACACUCAGUCCCAGCGAGCAUUUUUCUCUGGAUUUACAAAAAUCGAAUGCUCGAAAUAUUGAACCUGAACUUGUUUUAACGAAAUCUCUGGACCGGGAGACAAUUCCCGUUCACCGGUUGGUGCUGACAGCGAGUGACGGGGGCCGGCCGUCUCUGACAGGUACCAUGGAGCUGGAGAUCUUGGUGCUGGAUGCCAACGACAACGCACCCCAGUUCAACCAGUCGGUGUAUAAAGUGCAGCUGCCAGAGAGCGCUGCAGUGGGGACGCUGGUGACACGGGUGAACGCUACGGAUGUGGACGAGGGACUUAACAGUGAGGUGACCUAUACGGUGACAAACUUCAUUCCCCCGAGUGGAAGAGAUGUGAUUUCCGUUAAUCCUAAUACCGGGGAGAUUCACCUCACAGCAGCCCUGGACUUCGAGGAAGUCGCUGUAUUCAAUUUCCGAAUUGAAGCGAGAGACCAAGGAACACCUCCGCUGUCGGGUCACUGCAAGGUGGAGCUGGAGGUGGUGGAUGUGAACGACAACGCGCCGGAGGUGUGGGUGACGUCGCUGUCGGUGCCGGUGUCGGAGGACGCGUCAUUGGGGACGGUGGUGGCCCUGCUGAGCGUGUCGGACCGGGACUCGGGGGCGAACGGUCGUGUGCGGUGCUGGGUGUGGCCGGCGUCGCCGUUCGGUCUGGAGGCGACGUUCGCGGGCUCGUACUCGCUGGUGCUGCGCGAGGCGCUGGACCGGGAGCGGGUGUCGGAGUACGAGGUGGAGGUGCGUGCGGAGGACGGCGGGGCGCCGUCGCUGCGCGCCAGCCGCGGGCUGCGGGUGCCGGUGUCGGACGUGAACGACAACGCGCCGGCGUUCGCGCAGGCCGUGUACACGGUGCUGGCGCGGGAGAACAACGCGGCGGGCGCGGAGCUGGCGCGGCUGUGGGCGCGGGACCCGGACGAGGCGGGCAACGGGCGCGUGAGCUACUCGGUGUGGGAGGGCGGCGCGGCGGCGGUGUCGGCGUCGGGGGCGGCGGGCGGCGGGUGGCGGCCGGCGUCGAGCUACGUGUCGGUGGACGCGGAGAGCGGGCGCGUGUGGGCGCUGCAGCCCUUGGACUACGAGGAGCUGCAGGUGCUGCAGUUCGAGGUGCGCGCGGUGGACGCGGGGGAGCCGCCGCUGUGCGGCAACGCCACGGUGCAGCUGUUCGUGCUGGACGAGAACGACAACGCUCCGGCGCUGCUGCCGCCCGCGGGCUCGGCAGCGGAGGCGGGCGGCGUGGCGGGCGAGGCGGCGGAGCUGGGGGCGGUGGCGGCGGCGGGGGCGGUGUCGGGCUCGGGCACGCUGUGGGCGUGGGCGGCGUGGGGGGCGCCGGCGGGGCAGGUGGUGGCGAAGAUCCGCGCCGUGGACGCCGACUCGGGCUACAACGCGUGGCUGCGCUACGAGCUGUGGGAGCCGCGGGGCAAGGGCCCGUUCCGCGUGGGGCUCUACAGCGGCGAGGUGAGCACGGCGCGGGCGCUGGACGAGGCGGACGGCCCUCGCCAGAGGCUGCUGAUCGUCGUGCGCGACCACGGCGAGCCGGCGCGCUCGGCCACGGCCACGCUCAGCGUGUCGCUGGUGGAGGCGGCCGAGGCGGCGCUGGCGGCGGGAUCCUCGUCGUCUUUGUCGUCUUUGUCGUCUUUGUCGUUGUCGCGGGCGGCGGGUGCGGGCGGGGAGCUGGGUCCCGGGGCGGCGAGCGCGGCGACGAACGUGUGGCUGGUGGUGGCGAUCUGCGCCGUGUCGAGCCUGUUCCUGCUGGCCGUGGUGCUGUACGGGGCGUCGCGCUGGGCGCCGCGGGCGGCCGUGCUGUCGGGGCCCGGGCCCACGACGCUGGUGUGCGCCAGCGAAGUGGGCAGCUGGUCGUACUCGCAGCGCCACAGCCGCAGCCUGUGCGUGGCGGACGGCGCGGGCAAGAGCGACCUCAUGGUUUUCAGCCCCAACUUCCCUCCGCCGCCGCCGCCUGGCCCCGCGGCCAAGGACACGCAGCCGGAGCCGUCCGCUCUCCUCGACACGGUCAGUGGCACGCUCUUGCUCUCCUCUCUCACCCGUACCCAUUCCUUCUAUCCCUCCAGGUGUGUAACCUCUGUAGGAAUUCCGGCUCAGUUCCUAGGGCCCGAGAGCGAUGAGUACUUGACGGGUACUUAACGAUAUCACUGUCACCUUUUCAUCUUCUCUUCGGGGAAAUACAGAGGUAUUGCCGCACUCCAGAGUAGUUAUGGUCCGCAGCUGCAGUUUGCUGCUCCGUGUGUAAACUGUUCUGUAGUAGAAUGAAAUCCAUGCCGAUUUCGAUGAGAGGUGCCCUAAGGUGUCAGAUUUCAAAACAGUCUUUCCUGCUUCUUUGUACCAUUUCUACCCGAGCAUGCUGUAGGUUGUGAUGUUUGCGGUCUCAUGGCAGCGUGUGUUGCCUUAUUUCCUUUGGUGACUGCUCACCGUGCUGGUUUUAGUCUGGUUUCUUACGGAAAAAUGCUAUCCUCCUCUAAUUCUGCUCACUAGAAGAUGUGAUACAAGGUGGCAAUUAUAUUUUUCAUGGACCAAGGUUCUCCAUUUUUGUUCUACCAUAAGACUCAUUAAGCAUGUAGGCAAGGUGUGACUAAUAUUUCCAUGUUCCCAUAAGCUUUUCCCACAUAUUAUUGUUUUAAUUAGAAGCAUAAAGUGUAGGGCCUGAGGAGUAUGGUUCAAGGAACGUGUAACAAGCAAGACAAUUGGUUUUUUCCUUGCUGCCCCUGUUCCCGAGAUUGUGGGUUUGUUUUCCUGGGCUGAGAAACAGCAGUAAAUACACUUGCCUAUUUUGAUGUUCUUGCACAAUUUGCAUUAAUGGUGACAUCAUCUCAAAAGUCCUGUAAAUCUCUCCAGCAUUGAAGAAACAAAGUGACAAGUCCAACAAUCAAAGAAUCACCAUUUCCCACCAAGUCUCAAAUGACAUUCUCCUACAGAAUAACUAUUGUGUGUUAGACUCAUAUUCUUGCCAAGACUUUGUUUUUUUUUUCUCAGAGCAUGACAUCAAUGACAUAACCAUGUCGAGUUGUCCCAGUGCCACCUUUAGAAAGAGUUCUGCUCCCAGGUCGGCCACGUUUCCAUCUGAGAUAGCUGAAGCUAGCAAAAUAUGAAAUGUCAGCAUCAGAGUUUCUGCUGUAAAUGGCAUUGAUGAUGGCAUCUCUCAGUUUUUUAUGGUGCUGUCAUUGCUGAGAAGAAUAAACAAAAAUCAUGUUGAGCCUUGAGAUAAGAAAGGCAACAGUGAUCUGUGACAAUUGAAUAGGCCCUGACCAUUUCCUUAUCUUCAGGGUGACCUGGAGAAGUGGGAAAACAUGGUUUAAGGGGUACUGCAAAUCCGUGGUCAUGACAUAAGGAAAGAACAUGAGAUUAUAUGUUUGUCUUGAGAAGACGUCUCCGAGGGGUGCGUGGAGGAUGCCUAAAGGAAAGUGUGAGGCACGAUGGGACAGAAUGCUCUUGCCAAGGAUCAUUUCCCAGCCCUAAGGGUCUGGAGUGGGAGGCCUUCCUGAUCAUGAGACAGUGUGUGAUCCUGAAAUGCUCAGAAAUGUUCCUUUGAGGUUCUCGGUAUGUUUCAUCAGAGACAGCCCCUUGUGCUGCUGUCUGCCUGGUGUAGGCCAUGCAUUGGUAAGAGGUGGUGAGAUGGAGAGUGCUGAAUGUUGUCUGAUGAGCUGCUUGUUCCAGAAAUGGUGGUGUGGAAGGAGAACACUUCAAGCUGCUGUCCUGGUGUAGUGUUGGGCAUUCAUAGUCGUUUUCACAGCCAUUGGUGUUGCCAGAGUGGCUCCUUGCUCCUCCUCAGGUGGGAUUUAUAAGGACAUAUGAUGAGGCUGUAAUCUUCAUGUGCUCAACUUCCUCUACUUGCAAUUCCUCCACUGCACAGAUGACCUCAGGAGACAGAUUUUUCACACAUGCCUCCUUGUGGUAUUUGCAGGUACAAACCUGCACUGCAGCCCAGCUCUGGUUUCAUGCCGUACCAAUUCUCCCACUCAACUGACCUUGCAAGUGCUUUUGUACUUUGGUAUUUGCUGUGGUUCUCUUGAUGAUAUCAAGAUGAGUGGACUGGGAUCAGAGCUGGGACAGUUCUUAUCUCAGAAUAUUCAUGAACUCUAAAUGCAGCUUUGUUGUGCUUUCCACCUGAGAUUGGUGAAAAGGAGCAAAGCAUGGGUGGUGAACAGGUGGACAGCUGGGGACAGCCUGCCAGAGGCUGUGUGUCUUUGCAGCCCUCAGUGUGUUCUCUAUGCCAGUCAUGAGGGAAGGUGAGGAUGUGCAAAGAAUUGAAUCACACACAGAGCAGAGUUUACAGCUGGGUCGUGUUGCUGGGUUCUAGCAAUGUCUGAUAUUUAGUCUGUGAUCCUGCACGUGGCACUAAAUAGGGCGUGGAUCCGUGCUGUGGGGAGGGGUGAGUUUGAGUGGGGAAGAGCGUUGCCUAAGGAAGAUGUGGAUUCUGGGUAGAAGACAAUCUAUGUCAUUGGGGAGGAGUUAUGGAGAUCUCAUUUCACAUGGCAUGGGAUAAAGAAUAUAAGUAGCAAACCUCGAGGAAAAGCCCAUGUCCGUAGGGUUGCUGCCCUGAGAUCCUGACAGGACCUCCCAUAGUUCUGUAUAUUCUUGUGUUCUCUCAAUCCCUGUGACAUUACUUCUUGUGACAUUACCUGCCAUGCAUGCCUAAAAAUGCUUGUAUUUUGUGUGGAAUGUUGUUGGUCAAAGAGAGGGUUUUU